Molecule: messenger RNA, 819 nt
Organism: Tetrahymena thermophila SB210
Lineage: Eukaryota; Ciliophora; Oligohymenophorea; Hymenostomatida; Tetrahymenidae
Product: transmembrane protein, putative
Exons: 1
Source: RefSeq, a predicted model, not a curated record
AUGACUAGUAGUGAGGAAUAAGUUUAAGAUGUAUUAGAUGAUAGAGUUAUUUAUGGUAGAUCUGAGAACUUUGAAAGAAAAAGAAUCAGGUAACAAAUUAGACAUUCCAAGAGUAUUUCAGCUACAGAAAAGAUUUUGAUGAUGCUCGUUCUUGUCGGAUUAGCUUUCUUAAUUUUCUCAUCAGCAACUAUGUAUUUUUAGAAUUGCUGGGUUGUGUCUUCAAUUCCAUUUUAUUUUGGACUAUUACAAUUCGUUCUUACUUUCGGAAUCUUUAUCUAUAAUAUUAAAAUUUCUAAAAUGCAGCUUUGGUCCUACAAAUUGAUAGGAGUGAUGAAUAUCUUAACUGCAAUUAUUAGUCUUAUUAUGUACUACGUUUAAUUUUAAUCUAAUAUUUUAUGUUCAAAUGCUAUAUGUCAUAGCAAUUUUACAGGAGCAUAUAUUAUUGAAAACAUUCCCUCUGAUAGUAAAAAGUGCUCUAAUUUUGAUGGACUCAACUCCUUGCAAAAGAGCAAUUCUAUUUUUGUGCUCGCUCAGUCAUCAUUAUAAAAAAUAUGCUCUUCAGCCGAACAAUAAAAUAAUAGUAAAUUAAACUAAUAUGAAUAAUUAGAAAAUUAGAAUUGUAAUCCCUAAUUAAAGGAGCUAUAUGUAUUUAACCAAACUGGGUAUUUUAUUGGUUUGAUGAUAGUUACUUCCUUGUUCCUUUUACAUGGAGCAGUGCUUCUAUACAAAGCUUUCAGGAUAGAUAAGCUAAAAAAUAAUAAAGGAAACUACGAAUAAUUUUCUUGCUAAAUAUUUGAAGGUGAAGUGUUAUCUAGCUGA